Messenger RNA from Paramisgurnus dabryanus, 1576 nucleotides. NCBI's taxonomy places the organism in Eukaryota, Metazoa, Chordata, Actinopteri, Cypriniformes, Cobitidae. The record is from RefSeq and is a predicted model, not a curated record.
AGCUACAUUCUGAUUUGCCUCUGCUUUCACCGCGCUCGCUCGGGUUGUUGUGACGUAUCUGCAGGGCAGAAUGAAGCUGCGGGUGAAACUCAACAAACAGAUCCACAGACUACAGCUGGACGGUCCGGAACCGACGCUGUCUGAUCUCAGUGAUCAGAUCAGAGACACACUGCUGUCUGAGUGCGGUUUGCGCUCUGAUGUGGUAUUUAAUCUGUCUCUGAAUGGGAAGGACGCUCUGGUGGACACAGGACAGACUCUCUCCUCCUGUGGUGUUGUGUCUGGUGAUAUGAUCAGUGUGAUUUUACCUAAGGGCAGCACUCAGCAGGAACAACCUGAGCCACAAAACCUCAGCAAUGCAGCCGUCCAGCAGGAACAAAGGCUGACGGAUACGACCGGCACACGUGAGAUGGCUGGACACAGUGAGAGAGAUGCUGAGCAGGAGCAGUGGGUGGAGGGAGAUGAGGGGGGUGUGGCAUCAGAAGGCUCCGCCCCUCCACCGCUGCUCUGCUGUGAGACUGUGGAGGGUUUGAUUCCACUCACUCUGGAGAGGCUGCUGGAUUCAGCGAGCUGUCAGAACCCAUCUGACUGUCUGAUGCUGGCGACACAUCUGAUGCUGCUGGAGACUGGCUUUAGUCCACAGGGUUCUAGCGUGAACUCGGGUGAGAUGCCUAUUGGCUGGCGGGCAGCAGGGGGUGUGUACAGGAUUCAGUAUGGCCACCCACUUCUGGAGAACAGCGUGGUUACGGUGGUCGCUGUGCCGAUGGCUCAAACGCUCGUCAUUAACUCUGUACUAAAGAUGGACAGAAGUUUGGAGAGCUCUCAUAAAUUAAUCCUGAAACCAGAUGCUUAUGUGACACCUGAGUGGGCAGGUGGUACUACAGCUGUGGUCUAUAGAGACUUACAGAAACUCUCUCGUCUCUUCAAAGAUCAGCUGGUGUAUCCGCUCAUGGCUGCUGCCAGACAGGCAUUGGGACUACCGGCUCUAUUCGGUCUGGCUGUUCUUCCUCCCGAGCUGCUAUUACGUGUUUUGCGUCUGCUGGACGUCUCAUCUCUCGUCUCGCUGUCGGCUGCGUGUCGGGACCUGAACGUUGCGACGCAGGAUCCUUCACUCUGGAGACACCUGCUCCACAGAGACUUCAGGGUGUGUUUUCCUGCAGGGACUCAACACAAAGAUACAAACUGGAGAAAUCUUUACAAACAAAAAUAUAAACAGAGGAAGGAGAUGGAGCGAAUGAGCAGAUGCAGGUUUUACCCACCCCACCUGCCUCCAAUUUACCCUCUUGCCCCCAUCCCACCUGAACCCCUACCCCUCUACCCCUACCCUCCUGGCAUCAUCGGAGGAGAUUAUGACCAAACGCCCAUCGUCCUACCCCGCCCACGAUUUGACCCCAUCGGUCCACUCCCGGGUCAUCUCCCAGGUGCGGGCGUUUCCACAGGCCGGCGGCCUCUGAGACCGGGAGGAAAUCGACCGGUGGACCUCAGGAGAGGAUUUAUCUGAAUCUGAGUGAAAUAUUUCAACACAGACCAAACUGAUGCAUAUUUUUGUUUUCAAAUGAUAAAAUCAUUUUGAGGCUGA